AUCACUAUUUCACAUACUUUCCAUAAGAGCAAGGAUUUGGUAUUUUACCAGAAGACGCAAACCCGGAACCCUAACCUUGGGGACAGGCAACCAACAAUGGCGUCGUCGUCGGCGGCAAAGCGAUGCCACUACGAAGUCCUCGGCCUCCCCCGUGAUUGCGCCCCCGAUGAGAUCCGUUCAGCCUACCGCCGCCUCGCCCUCCAGCGCCACCCGGACAAGCUCGUGAAAUCGGGUCUCUCCCAAGAAGAAGCCACCGCGCAGUUCCAGGAACUCCAACACGCCUACGAAGUCCUCUCCGACCCCAAGGAACGCGCCUGGUACGACUCCCACCGCUCCCAAAUCCUCUUCUCCGACCCCAACACCGUCUCCAACUCCUUCGUCCCCGACCUCUUCUCCUUCUUUUCCAACACCGUCUAUUCCGGCUACACCAACACCGCAAAGGGAUUCUACAAGGUCUAUUCCGAUGUAUUCGAUAAAAUCCACGCCAACGAGAUCAAUUUCGCGCGCAAAUUGGGGCUUGACUCUGAUGCGGUUAGACAGGCGCCUGUUAUGGGUAAUUUAGAUAGUCCAUACGCGCAGGUUACUGCGUUUUAUAGUUAUUGGUUAGGGUUUUGUACUGUGAUGGAUUUUUGCUGGGUGGAUGAGUACGAUGUUAUGGCCGGGCCGAACCGGAAGUCGCGGCGGAUUAUGGAGGAGGAGAAUAAUAAGGUGAGGAGGAAGGCGAGGAGGGAGUAUAAUGACACUGUGAGGAGGUUGGGGGAUUUUGUGAAGAAGAGGGAUAAGAGGGUGAUUGAUAUGAAGGUGAAGAGGAGUGUGGAGGAGGAGAGGAAGAAGGAGGAGGAGAGGGAGAGGAAGAGGAGGUUGGAGAAGGAGAAGAAGGAGAGGGCUAUGGCGUACGAGGAGCCAGAGUGGGCUAAGGUUGACGAGGAUGUGGAGGAGGUGGUUGAGGAGGAGGUGGAGGAGAGGGAGAAUGAGGAGUUAUACUGUGUGCUGUGUAAAAAGAAGUUUAAAAGUGACAAGCAGUGGAAGAACCACGAGCAGUCCAAGAAGCAUAAGGAGAGGGUCGCUGAGUUUAGGGGUUCGAUUGGUGAUGAUGAGGAGGAUUUGGAAGAAGAAGAAGAAGGAGAGGAGGGAUUGGAAAGUGCAGAAGUUGGGGUGAAUGAUGAGACUGAUAAUGGGAUUGGUGAUUUGGAGGCGAGGAUUAAAAAUGGUCUUAAUGUUGAAGAGGGGGAGACUAGAAAUGGGAUUGAACUGAAUGAUGAUGAUGAGUUUAUUGAUGCCUCACGUGUGAAGGAAGGCGAAGAGGCCGGUGUGUCUGUUAGUUUUGAUGAGGAUGGCAAUGAAGAAGAAGAAGAAGAAGAAGAAGAAGGUGAUAUUGAAAAUGGUGUUCUUGAAGCAAUGGUGGCUGGGCACAAGAACAGAAAACCACGAGCUUCAACACACAAACCCAAGACUUCAGUGGCACCAUUGCCAAUUGAAAAUGAGAAUGAUGAUGAGCUUGGCCCUAUGGAAUAUAACAACCAAAAGGGGGCAAGAAAGAAACGUAGAGCCAAGAAAGAGAAGGGUAGGAAAAAUUGGGAAGAGUCUCAGGAGGCUGCUGCCAGUGGGGAUUAUGAGGAUAUAAUCAGUAAUGCAAAUGAUAAUUCUCAUGCAGAGGAGUCUUCUUCCCAACAUUUUAUGGAAAAUGAGGAUAAUGGUAUAGAGAAUGAGCAGGUUGGUAGAGAUGAGAAGAUUUCUAAUCAACCGGCUGAUAAAAAAGGUAGAGAUAAGAAUAUUUCUCAGCAAGCGGCUGAUAAAAAAGGAGCUGGCAAGGACACAAAAACUAAAGCAAAAGUUUCAUCCAAAGGAAGAAAAGGAAAAGUGGCAUCAAAGAAUGUUGGCAAUAUUUGUGAUGCAUGUGGAGAGGAGUUUGAGACAAGGAAUAAAUUACAUAAACAUCUUGGCGAUUCUGGGCAUGCGACAAUAAAAGGUCGAUGAAGGAAACAACAGUUAGAAUUAUUCAAGUUAAGCGUUCCCCCGAGUAUAAGGAGUAUUGUUCCAGGUCCAGAUAUUGGCCUGCUCCAAUUAUUGGUCCAUUCUUUAAUUCUUAAAAUAUAGUGUUAAAAUCAUUUUCAAGUGAUCCUUAGGCAGAAAUCAUUAUGUUAUUUAUGCCACGGUUGAGAAAGAUAUGGAUACAGGGUCUGCACAAAUUUGACGGGAUCCUUUUGUAUGUCAACAUAGUAAUAGAGAUUGGAUGAUUUAGUAAUAGAGAUUGAAUGAUUCUAAAUUUUCCUUUUAAUAUUUUGAGAUAUUGGGUGUUUAAAUUUGUUUGUCAAGAUUUUUUUUUAAUAAAAUAAGCAGUUUCCUGCCU
Molecule: messenger RNA, 2350 nt
Organism: Glycine soja
Lineage: Eukaryota; Viridiplantae; Streptophyta; Magnoliopsida; Fabales; Fabaceae
Product: DNAJ protein JJJ1 homolog
Exons: 3
Coding region: 97-1977 (626 amino acids)
Molecular function (GO): nucleic acid binding; zinc ion binding
Source: RefSeq, a predicted model, not a curated record